AUGGCUGAAUAUACCUCCAGCAAGCCUAGAUUUCAGGUAAUCUCCUGCGGCCUCCCACGUACAGGCACUACAACCACUGGGCGCGCUCUCUCCAUCCUCCUCGCUGGCCCUGUGUUCGACGGAGGCAGUGACUCUUUCCGCGGACCUCCACAACGCCAGCGACUGCUUCUCUCGCUGGCCUCACUCUGCCCCGUCCGCACUUCCUCCGAUCGCAUCCUGGUCCUCGAUCACUUGCGAGAGCUCACAGAAGGAUGUGUGGCAAGCACAGAUCAGCCCGGAUGCUACUUCAUUGAAGAACUGCUGGAGCUGUACCCGAAUGCCAAGGUAAUCUGCACGACGAGGGAGAGGGAGAGCUGGUGGGCGAGUUACGUCGCGCUGUGGAGUAGUAUAUACGAAUUGUACACUCACCCGCUGUUGUGGCUCUCGCCGUCAUUGAGACGAUUCUGCGUGUUCAGCUUCGAGUUUUGGAGACGCGUGCCGCAGGCUGUUGGGAUGACGAACGUGAACUCACCACCGUGGCCGAUGGUGCAUCAGGAGGAGCUGUAUGAGCGUCACGCACAGUAUGUGAGGAGAGUCGUUCCUGAAGGGCAGCUUUAUUUCUUCGAUGUGAGAGACGGAUGGGCGCCGCUUUGCAACAUACUCGGAGUGGAAGUGCCAAAGGAGCCAUUCCCUCACGAGUUUCCGAGAAGUUGGUUGACUUCUGGGAAGGCUGCGUUGGUGGCCAAAUUAAGGAGGCGGUUUGCGCUGCUCCUUACCGUUAUUGGCUCUGUUGGUUUUAUGUUCUGGCGAUGGAAGACUGGGCAGCGGCUGUUCCCGAUGAUCUUUUAGAGUUGCGUCUGCUCAGGACAAAAAAUCAGAUUCGGAUCCAAAUGUCAUGACCGGUAAUACAAUACAAUAUGAAUCUUGUCUGAUCUUCAAACUGAGUGCAAACGUGGG
Molecule: messenger RNA, 936 nt
Organism: Verruconis gallopava
Lineage: Eukaryota; Fungi; Ascomycota; Dothideomycetes; Venturiales; Sympoventuriaceae
Exons: 1
Coding region: 1-828 (275 amino acids)
Source: RefSeq, a predicted model, not a curated record